CUGACGGUUGGGGGAACCCCGAGAACUCCCCCUAACCACCACCCAGUCCCCAGCGCACGCGCCUCUCCCACACUCCCCACUCUGGCGCCGGCCAAUCGCAACACUGCGCACGUGACGAGCGUUCCCUGCGAUGACCUCAUCCCUGGUGUGGGAUGACGUCAAAUUCAAGAUGGAUGGAAUCACGGCGGUGGCAGCGGCGCGCGCGGGCGACUCGUGAAGGGAGGCGCCGAGGGGGGCAGCAGGGUGGGGUGCGGCUGACGGCGGAGAGGAUAAAUCCAAAUCAUGGAGGGGCUCUUGCAUUACAUAAACCCAGCACAUGCCAUUUCUCUCUUAAGUGCUUUGAAUGAGGAACGUCUAAAAGGACAGCUAUGUGAUGUUGUUCUUAUAGUGGGAGACCAAAAAUUUAGAGCUCAUAAAAAUGUUCUGGCUGCCAGCAGUGAAUACUUCCAGACUCUCUUCACAAAUAAAGAGAAUGAGUCUCAAUCAGUGUUUCAGCUUGACUUCUGUGAACCAGAUGCUUUUGAGAAUGUAUUAAACUACAUUUACUCUUCGUCUUUGUUUGUUGAGAAAAGCAGUCUUGCAGCUGUUCAAGAAUUGGGCUACAGCCUUGGAAUUUCCUUUCUUACCAACAUUGUUUCUAAGAGUCCUCAAGCUCCUUUUCCAGCAUGUCCCAUUAAAAAAAUAUUGUUUCAAGAAGAUGAUGAAAGCAGUUCUCAGAAGAGAAGUGUCAUUGUUUGUCAGAGCAGAAAUGAAGCACAAGUUAAAAAUGUCAGUCAAACGCAUGAUUUAAGCCAUAGCUCUAAGCCUUCACACUCCAUUGCCAUCAAAACAAACAAUAGACCACAAGUAACAAAACCAAUUGACCCACUUCACAGUUUAUCAUUAAGUGACAGGAGGUGGCUAAAAGACAGUCCCGUGAGCUACACCAAACUUCAUGAACCUUCUGGAACUGUGGAUGACCAAAGUAGAAGUGGCUUGGUAAAGAGGAAUGCAGUAUUGCCACAAAAGCCUUUAGCUGAGAAAGAAACUUUGUGUGAUGAGCCAGGAGUGAGUGGACAGCUUCUAAGAGGAAAAGCUGCAGAGAUGUCAUUAAAAAGACCACGUCCUCCAAUCUUAUCUCUGCAUGGUUCAUCAGAAUCUACAUUUUUGUGGCGAGAGACAGAAAAAGGAAAUGGUCAAGGAGAAGAUAGGAAUUUGCUAUACUACUCAAAAUUAGGACUAGUGGUUCCAUCUAGUGGAUCUGGUCCUGAAAACCAAAGUAUUGACCGGAGUGGCCCACUUGUAAAAAGUCUCCUUCGAAGGUCAUUGUCCAUGGAUAGUCAGGUUCCUAUUUAUUCAUCUUCUAUUGAUUUAAAAGCUUCACAUGGAUCAUCAUUAGUGACUAGUGACUCACAGGGAAAAACAUUUAAUGUUACAUCUCAAAAGUCAUCCUUGAAAGAGUCUUCAGAAAAGGCCGUCCUAGAUGACAAAACACAGGUUAUACACCCACACCGCCUUAGGUCCUUUAGUGCCUCUCAGUCGACUGAUAGGGAGGUAGCUUCUCCUCUAACUGAUAUACUAAUAAAAACUGAACCUAGCAGCCCACUUUCAGAGCCUUCUGAAAUAAUAAGAGUUACAGUAGGAGAUGCUUCAACAUCUGCCAGUAAAGACUUCCGUAUUAAAACUGACGAUGAUAAUAGGGAUAUGAGUAGACUUCCAGCCAAAAGGAGGUUUCAAGCAGAUAGAAGGCUACCAUUUAAAAAACUGAAAGUGAAUGAGCAUAGUUCUCCUGGGUCAGAGGAUAAUUUUGAGGAAAGUUCAAGUCCUACGCAUCUUGAUGCUGACUUUCCAGAUUCUGAUGUCAGUAAAGAUGAAUACAGUGAAUUGGAAGAAGUGAGACCAAACAAAAAGUUUAAAUGCAAGCACUGCCUUAAGAUUUUCAGAUCUACAGCAGGCCUUCACCGUCAUGUUAAUAUGUAUCAUAAUCCAGAGAAACCAUAUGCUUGUGAUAUAUGCCACAAGAGAUUUCAUACGAACUUUAAAGUAUGGACUCAUUGCCAGACACAGCAUGGAAUUGUGAAGAACCCCUCACCUGCUUCCAGUUCACAUGCUGUCUUGGAUGAAAAAUUCCAAAGAAAAUUAAUUGAUAUUGUGAGAGAGAGAGAGAUUAAGAAAGCACUGAUUGUUAAACUACGACGUGGCAAACAGGGUUUUCAGGGACAGUCCAGUUCACAAGCACAGCAAGUCAUCAAAAGGAACUUAAGAGCAAGAUCCAAAGGAGCCUACAUUUGUACCUACUGUGGGAAAGCUUAUCGUUUUCUCUCCCAAUUUAAACAGCACAUAAAAAUGCAUCCAGGGGAAAAACCAAUUGGAGGAAAUAAGGCUUCUAAGCAAAAAGAGCACAUUCAUAUUGCAAGUCCAGUUGAAAACAAAGAGAUCUAUCAGUGCCGUCUUUGUAAUGCUAAGCUCUCCUCUCUUAUUGAACAGGGAAAUCAUGAGCGUCUUUGUAGAAAUGCAACAGUCUGUCCUUAUUGCAGCCUUAGAUUUUCUUCUCCAGAGCUGAAGCAUGAACAUGAAAGCAAGUGUGAAUAUAAAAAGCUCACUUGUCUUGAGUGUAUGCGCACUUUUAAAUCCUCCUUUAGUAUUUGGCGUCAUCAAGUUGAAGUUCACAAUCAAAAUACCAUGUCUCCAACAGAGAAUUUUUCUCUACCUAUUCUUGAUCACAAUGGUGAAAUAACGAAUGCUUCAAGAUUGCAUUCUCAAUCAGAAUCUAAUAAAAUGAACAAUUUUGUUACUGCAAAGGAAGAUGGAGUAUUCAGUGAUUCUUCAGAACAAAUUAACUUUGAUUCUGAAGAUUCUUCAUGCCUCCCUGAAGAUCUAAGUGUUUCCAAACAGUUUAAAAUUCAUGUCAAAGAAGAGCCUGCAGACGAUAUAGAGGAUGAGGUUACUGAAACCAACAGAGAAGCUAAGGAAGUAGUUUCUAAUAAAGUCACUGGCUUGUGGCCCUGUGAAAAAUGUGGAAAAAUUUUUACUGUACACAAGCAGUUGGAGCGUCACCAGGAGCUUUUGUGCUCUGUAAAACCAUUUAUUUGUCAUGUGUGCAACAAGGCUUUCCGGACCAACUUCCGUCUAUGGAGCCACUUCCAGUCUCAUAUGUCACAGGCUGCAGAGGAAUCAGUGAAUAAAGAUCCUGAUAUAUGUCCACCAGCUAACUCCCCAUCACCGCCACCUCUGCCUCCACCCCCGCCUCUACCCAAAAUCCAGCCCUUAGAGCCUGAUAGUCCGACAGGUUUAUCUGAGAGCCCAACUACUACUGAGAAAUUAUUUGUUCCACAAGAAUCAGACACACUCUUUUAUCAUGCCCCACCACUUUCAGCAAUCACAUUCAAAAGACAAUAUAUGUGUAAACUUUGUCACAGGACAUUCAAGACUGCAUUUAGUCUUUGGAGCCAUGAACAGACACACAAUUAGUUAGAGAUCUUCAACAGGUAGUUAAAAAAGCUGGUUAAAUGGAGACCAUUUCCAGGAUAUUUCAGAAGUAUGCCAUAUAAACUAGAAAUCUAAGGGGACAAGAAACAUCAAAAAAGUAAAGAUGGAUUUAUGAUGCUGCUUGGAUUUGAAGAUUAAGCACUUUAUUUUCAUUGGGAAGUUCAACAUAAAAGAAGAUGGCACAAUAUGAUCCUCAGACUUUCAGCUACCAGCAAACUGCAAUAAUUAGCUACAAAGUCUUUUGCUACAACAUGGUGGAUUAAAAAAAUUUAAAACUGCUACUAAACACACUAACACCUACCCAAAGGUGUUUUUGCUUCUUCCAAAUGAAUUAUGUUAGAACAUAAUUACACUAAUAAUCUGCAACUAUUUUUAGAUGAAAACUGCAAUCGAAACUACAGUUAGACUAGGUCAGUGUUUCUCUAAAUUUUGUACUGGUGACCCCUUUCACGUAGCAAGCCUCUGUGUGUGACCUCCCUCCCCCUUAUAAAUUAACACUUUUUUAUAUAUUUAACACCAUUAUAAAUGCUGGAGGCAAAAUAGAGUUUGGGGUGGAGGCUGACAGCUUGUGACCCCUGAGGGGUCCCGACCCCCAGUUUGAGAACCCCUGCACUAGGUGACCCUUGAGGUCCCUGCUAACCCUAUGAUUCUAUGAAACAAGGUUCCUAUGUAAUCAUUUAUAGGUGACGCUUCCAGCUGUGACUUACUUUUUAAUUCCAACUAACAAAACUAAACCAUUUAAUGAAAAGAAGUAAUUUCAGCAUAAAAUAAUAAUUACUCAACCUUGUUUAUUAAACAAAAGCAAAGUAAAAUAAAGCCAUGUUAAAUAUGUUUAACACAGCUAAAUAAUUUUGUGUUUACAUUAAAUGUCUUAGAAGAAGAAGUCUAUGUGGACAAAAUGUGAAAGCAAGGUAUUAAAAUUGGUGCCUAAGUUUUCACCAUUGAUUCCUGUACAAAACAGCAUGAUUUUUCCUUUUUAGUUUGUUGACAGUCUGUACCUAGCCUUCUAAGAAUGAGUAUACCCUUCUAAGAGGAAAAUAUGAUCUCCAGUUCAGCUAUCAAAUAAUCAUAAUUUUCAACUGAAGCACUUCUUUGAUGCAUUUUUGGUGUACUAAGAUUAUAAACAGCACACAUAUAACAACCUGGUGCUACAUUUAGAAGAAGUCUUGAUUUUUUUUUUUUUCCCCCCCAAGUGUAAUAUAUAUUGUAAAAAUCAGGAAAAAAAUGGAUAUAACUAGUUUCCUUUAUAAAAAUUUGUUAGAUUAUUUUUAAAAGUUUGUUUUAAUUUUGAGCAUGUUCUGUGCUUUUUUAAAUUAGUUCCUGUUUGUUGUCCAAUAAAGGAAUACAGGCUCUCUAAAUAAAGUUUUAAAUAUGAGAUAUUUAUACAGCAAUUCUGGUUUUCUAUUAGCUUUUAUACAGUAUCUUAAAAAGCCCUGAGACAGAAGUGUUUACUUUGGAGGAUAUGGAAUAAAUAUGCUUCCACUCAUGUAAUUUUAAUAUAUGUUAGAAAAGUUAAAUUAUGGAAGAAAUUGUUAGUUGCUUGUGUAUACAAUGAAGGUCUUUUAAAGAAUGUCUAGUUUGGCCAUAACAAGAAUAAUAGGCAAACUAUUGAUACAAAAAAACCUGUCUUCAUCAUAUUCGUUUAGUUUUGCAACUGUGUGAAUUGGAUACUAAGGGCCUUGGCUUUUUGUCUGAUUAUUUAACAAUUGCAGAAAGUUUGUAUGAUUUCUCUUAAACUUUGAGGUUUUUUGCUCUUUUUCGUAUGGCAUGACAGAAACAUGCAGAUGUUUUAAUAUAUACUUGAGAAUUAAAUUCUAUCUUCAUUUGUUUUGUCCUCCAUCAACAAAAUUUGACAGAGGCUCAUCCUGUUCCAACUCAAGUCAGUGACAAUUCCUGUUUACUUUAGUGGGAACAGGAUUGGGCCUGUGAAGUAAAGCUAGUUCAUGUAGGUACUGAUUCAGCUAAGCACAUGCUUAAGUCCCACUGCAGUCAUUGGGCCUUAAAACAUGAUUAAUGUUAAGCAUAUGCUUAAGUGCUAUGCUGAAUUGGGGCCAUAAUCAACCACUCAAAGUAAGCAAUGGAAAUAAUUACAUGUUGUGGACUUUUAAUGGUAGAAACAAAAAUUUUAUAAGUGAAUAUUCUUCUGAAUAAAGGCUACAUAUAUAGUCCGUGUGUAAUUCUGCAGUUUUACCAAAAUAGACAAAGGACCUGAAAUGGUAUUGCUACUCUAAUUUUGUAACCUUUUUAAAGAAAACAAUAGACAGUUAAAUUUCAGAGAUGGCAGUUGAGUUGUCAGUCUCAUUUCAGAACACAACUAUAGCCUUACAACCCUCCAGUGAACCAAAAACACACAGCUGUAGGGGACCUGCUCCUGCAUUCUCUCCUUGGGCAAUGCCCCCAUUGACAUCCAUGAAGGCUUUUUGCCCAAGUAGGAAGUGCAGGUUUCUUCCAGAUCUGUAUUGUACUCUAAGGCCUUGUCUACACUAUAUGGGGGACGAUCAAUCUAAGUUACACAACUUCAGCUAUGUGAAUAACAUAGCUGAAGUCAAUGUACUUAGAUCUACUUAUCGUGGAGUCCACACUACACAAAGCUCUACCAUUGACUCCCCUUGCGCUUCCCGUUCAGGUGGAGUACAGGAGUCGACAGGAGAGCGAUCAGCGGUCAAUUUAGUGGGUCUUCGCUAGACGCACUAAAUUGACUGCUGAUGCAUCGAUCACCACCUGUUGAGCCCCCAGUAAGUGUAGACAAGGCCUAAGAUUUUGCCCAAAACUUCUGUUGACAUCAGUGGAAGGAUAGAAUAUGGCCCUAACUCCUGAGCACUAGCAGUUACGGGGCAAGUAUCUGGCAUGUGCCUAUACUGUCUGUUUACAUUUUCUUAUCAGAAGUUCUAGAUUAAAAUCAAAGCAAGAUAGAUUUUUUUAUGUUGUAAUUAGUGAAUCAGUGUUAAAAAUUUUGUGUUGAACUCAGCCUGCUAGUAUUAGGGUUUUUGUUUUGUUUUGAAGUCCUAUUGAUUCUUGUUUGUUUAAAAUGACUUGUGACAAAAAUUAUAUUAACUAUUGUACAUAAAGGAAUACUAUCGAGAUAAACAUACUGUAAACGUCCUUACCUGUGCUAACAAUACUUGGUACUAAUAAAGCUAAUAUAAUUUUUAAACCCCAGUUGUUAACAUUUAAGAUGUUUGGGCAUGAAAAUCUCAGAAAAGGAUACCCUCAAACUAUGGCAGUGUGUCUGAAAUAGAGAUCUGAGCUUUGUAGAUCUGUUGCAUUUUGCUAUUCUGAGACAGUUAAAACAGACAAAUCAGUUUCCUUUUCUAGUUCUCAUACACUGGCACAAAUAUUGUGUUUGGGUUUCCACUACUGUAGCAGAGUGUUAAAUUUAAAAUAUCCUUUAAAAUACAAUAUUUGAAAACUUAUGAAUCGUUAACAAAACCAAAACUUCAGAGUCUAACCUUGACAGUGUCCCGUUUUAAAACGAAAAAUGGGAUCACUCAUAGUGUUUGGAAAAAGUCUCCUACGCUUUGUGGAAGUUGGAAUAAUCCAACAUAAACAUGCAAACUGUAAUAUUUUCCAAUUUAAAGUUACAUAAAAUCACAUGUCAUUUUAAAGUGUUAAAGAAUUAAGACAAAUAAAAGCUGUUUUUAUAAUCCUGAAUAUCAUGUAGCCAUUGUAUAUUGGUUCAGUUACAUCAGUGUUGGAUUUUAAUUAAUAGGUUUUUACUUUUUUAGGACUGAGAAUUAAUUGUUUAGAAUAACACUUCCUUUAAUGUAAUGUAAAUCCAUUGCUGCUUUGUAUGACUUUUUCUACUGUGUUUUCUUUACUUAGAUUUUGACUAAGAAAUGUUGGAGUCCAAUAAACUUACACUUGUUUCUUUUGA
Messenger RNA from Gopherus flavomarginatus (Mexican gopher tortoise), 7342 nucleotides. It is a transcript of the gene ZBTB21, whose product is annotated as zinc finger and BTB domain containing 21. Gene Ontology annotation, cellular component: nucleus. The coding region runs from base 283 to 3450 and encodes 1055 amino acids. The transcript has 3 exons. Lineage: Eukaryota; Metazoa; Chordata; Testudines; Testudinidae. The record is from RefSeq and is a predicted model, not a curated record. Gene Ontology annotation, biological process: regulation of transcription by RNA polymerase II; negative regulation of DNA-templated transcription. Gene Ontology annotation, molecular function: DNA-binding transcription factor activity, RNA polymerase II-specific; protein binding; RNA polymerase II cis-regulatory region sequence-specific DNA binding.